Molecule: messenger RNA, 6060 nt
Organism: Eriocheir sinensis (Chinese mitten crab)
Lineage: Eukaryota; Metazoa; Arthropoda; Malacostraca; Decapoda; Varunidae
Gene: Timp
Product: metalloproteinase inhibitor 3-like
Exons: 6
Coding region: 281-1063 (260 amino acids)
Biological process (GO): negative regulation of endopeptidase activity; negative regulation of membrane protein ectodomain proteolysis
Cellular component (GO): extracellular matrix
Molecular function (GO): metalloendopeptidase inhibitor activity; protease binding
Source: RefSeq, a predicted model, not a curated record
CGUUCACCCACCAACCAACAACUCCCACUCACAACCCUCUGAGCCCCUCUCCCAGCCUCGCUCACAGCCUCAGUCACCCCUUAGUCCUUGUGGUGGGAGGCUGCACACCGCUGUUCUCGUGUCACUCCCAACCUCGUUAGCUGCGCCUCGACCUAGUUAGCCCCGCGGCGUUGAGUGCGUCCAGUGUGCGAGUGAAGUGCGUGGAACAGUCGGUACAGAGGUUUGCAGAGGUAAGCUGGCGCCCGACCCCAUUCAAGGAAGGGCGCGGCGGCUGGACUGGAUGGCGCGGGUGUGGUGGCGCGUGGCGGCGGCGGUGGUGGUGGCGGUGGUGGUGGCGCCGCCCCCCGCGGCGCCCUGCACCUGUCAGCUGCGUCACCCCCAGCAGCACGUGUGCGACGCGCACUACGUUGUGUUCGCGCGGGUCCGACGCCUCACCAAGACGCCGGAAGGACACGAGGCCUACAAGGUGCGGGUGAAGCGACUACUGAAGGGGUCGGAGAAGGUGGAGGCGGUUCUUCAGAAGGGUCUGCUGUACAACAUCGACGGGACAUGCAGCGCCGGCCUCCUUAAUCGGACCUCUUACGUCAUCAGCGGCUUUGUGGCGUCGGGAAAGCCUAUGGUGUCGCUGUGUAACUUCGCCUCGCCCGUCCGAAACCUGACGCCCAAGAUGAAAAAGGGUUUGAAACUCCUCUACCAAAGCGGCUGUGACUGUCCGAUCAUGUCCUGUCACCACUACUCUGAGAGGUGUCCGAGGGCCGCUUUCUUCUGCAGCUGGACCACCUCGCGCCACCCUGAGGACUGCCAAGGCCGCCAGUCGGUGUGUCUGCGCGGGCCGUCGGGGCGGUGCGAGUGGCUACAGGGUCGUGUCUACCGCCGCUGCAUGAAGACAUUCCGCCACAACAGCACCGCCCCAGCGCGGCCGCACCACAACAGCAUCCGUCUGGGGGCCAUCGGCAUCCAUCGCAGAAAACAUCCAAAGUUCCCGUACAAGCGGCGGCCGGGGCUUCGGCGGCGGUUCCGACGACCUCGCCCGACCAUCGGCUACCUCCCCAAGAAAGGGUAACGGUCGUCCCAGGCAGCCGCUCCCUCCACUACUCCUGGCCGUGCCGAUCAGUGCAGGGCUGCAAUCUACAGGACACUCUCGUAGCCUCGCCCGGCACUCGCACAAAUAACCAAAUAUUUUUCCACUAGUCUGCUGUCCCAUAGAUUAUAUUAUUACCUAGUCUGGGGAGCUUCUUGUUCCGUACCGAGGUGUGCCCUGUCUCAGAUGGGAUGCGGUCCCCCCACACUGAUGCGCACCCAGCCUUGGCAGGGAUAUAAGGCUCAUCACACAGUGUCUCAUCAUGGACUGCAGUGUGCCAUGGUAUAAGGUUGGUUUGCCCGCUCCGCCUUCAAAUAUUUUCGCUGUGGCAAUGGGUAUGCUCCAUCAAUGCCCGGGCGUCUGUGGUGUGUGCUGCCCAGGUGUGUGUGUGUGUGUGUGUGUGAUGUGCCCCCUCCCAAGGCACAUAACACCCUGGCUCUUGGACUGAAGUGAAAGGAGCUCUGAUUAAAAGCGUUCGGAACCCAAAUUUUCCAGUGACAAAAUAAAGUACACAGUUGCUUUAUAUGUAUACAAUAGAUUAAAGGUGGUUAGUGAAAUACGGUAGACGGAAGUGAAUCAUAUUUUUGUACAGUCCACUGCGUCAGGGCUAUAGAUGUAAACCCCUAUGUAAACACUGAAGGGCGUGCACAAAGCCGUCCUUUGAAAUCAGAUAGCAGAACACAUGAUAAGGGAAUGAGGGAGAUAACUGAUGAAGGAAUUGGUUACUGGAAAAUGCAGCUCUGCACUCUAAAUGUGGACAUGUUUGAAUUUUUGUAUGUAGCUCCCACUCCUCUGAUGUGCCCAUAUACACCGGGUAUUCGUUAUAAUUAUGCGAGGGUUACGUUCUACAAAAAGCUCGCAUAUUGUGAAUUCGUAUAUAUGGAACCUAUCAUCCCAUUAAGGGGCUAUGUUCCACGACCCGUUUUCGAACCAGCGUUACCAAUUAUCGUACACACCGUAUUGCAUUUUCGUAGUUUCUGACUGAUAUCUAUAGCAAAAACAAACAAACAAACAUCAAUAUAUAACAGUUUUAACGCCAACUUUAAUAUUCUUUCGUUAUUUGUGUUGGUACGAGAUUUUUGAGGAUUAAAAAUAAUAAAUACAAUGUGGUGAAUACGAUAAUAUGGCAACGCUGUUUCGAACCCUCAAACUAUUUAUUCCGGCACCGUUUCACAAUAAUAGACCACAUUGAUUGCUUCCGGGGAGACACACCAAAAAGUCUACGAUUUAAGCUGAUGAUUAGCUACCUGAGGAUUAACUUUAGGAUCAGAGGGGGGAAAAGGCUAAUUAUAGGCGAGGAAAGUGAGGGAAAACAUUUGCACUCACCACCCUCUAGUGCGUCACCAUACCUCACCAGCACCAGCGCCGAUACUCGCGUAAUACCGAAUUUUCUCGCGUAAAACGAAUACUUGGCACAUUUAAGUUAGUCACAUAUGAGCGAAUUUGCAUAUUUCAAACUCGUACAUAUCGAAUACCCGCUGUACCCUGAAAUAUACUGUGUGGCAAACUGAGGUAAUGCUUUAGGGGUUGUGGGGCCAUCCUUGUCCUGAGAUAUACUCCGCCUGAGGAAGCAACUGCGCUGUCCUUGUUUCUGGAGUGCCGCCCUUGGCUCGGGUUUUCCUUUUCCGUGUUUUAACCCGGUAGCUGCGGGGAUCCUAAUUCUUAAAGGCUCGUCCGUCUAAGCGAGAAAAAUGAGAAAAAAUCACCCCUCACGCAAACCAUUUCAUAAUAUAUAUCAAAGCAUUUGUGAUCAGUUUAUGUAUCAUCUAUUUUUGGGGGUUUAUAUCAUGGCACAAAUUUGGCCCGUCGCUGCUACACGGUAAAGCCACAAAUUUGGCCCGUCGCUGCUACCGGGUUAAGUUAUGUGUGUCCGUCCUGGGGGUAAGGUUGGUAUUGUGAGCUGCUCCCGCCCUCACUCACACUCUUUCCAAAGGUCAAAAAGUAGGUCAAUCGAGUUCUAAUGAGUGUUCUUUUAGGUUCACGGUACAGAAUGCGGCUCAGACUACCACCAGGGUCAUAAAAGUACCCUUGGAAAUGCCCUAAACUCCCACGAAAGACUAGUAAAUUACGUGUUCUUGGGCGCAGAAAUGUUUCAAAAUAUGGCCCGAAGCUCCGUCCUGUUCCUUGGGUGUGCCCUGGCGCGCGCUGAGAUAUGUGUGUCUCCACCCCACUAUUAACAAGCGCCCAAUGUUUAGAAGGAUAGAGGGUCUUGCCUCUUCCACGUGUGUGCCCAACCCAGGCCAAGGUGUGUUGUAGCCUGGUUCUCUGUAGGCAGUAAAUUUCCGGGUCAAAGAUUAUAGACUAUACUUUUCAGACUCCAUCGAGAUUAAAUAAACAACUUUUCUUCAAUUAAACGAACCCUUUUAGGAUCAUAAGACUAUAUAAUGUUGCAAGUGCCAUUUUUUAAAUAUUUUGUGAGGAAACUUUUGUAAACGUUGUUAAUCCAUACAUAAUGAGAGAUAUAGCCAUGUAAUGUAUUUUUGUAUCUGGUCAGAUAAUCCAGAAUACUUAACUUAUGACCACAAUGUGAUGGCCCAAGAUCACUGAAUACGACAAUUUUCUUUAUUUGUGAGGAAACUUUAAUUAACGUUCUGUUGAGCUAUACAUAUUGAGAUAUAUCGCCAUGUAAUGUAUUUUUGUAUCUGGUCAGAUAAUCCGUAAUACUUAACUUAUGACCACAAUGUGAUGGCCCAAGAUCACUGAAUACGACAGUUUUAUUUAUUUGUGAGGAAACUUUAAUUAACGUUCUGUUGAGCUAUACAUCUUGAGAUAUAUCGCCAUGUAAUGCAUUUUUAUAUCUGGUCAGAUAAUCCAUGAUAACUUAUGACCACAAUGUGAUGGCCCAAGAUAACUGAAUACAAUUUAUUUAUUUAUUUGUGGGGAAACUUUUAUUAACGUUCUGUUGGUCCCUACAUCUUGAGAUAUAUCGCCAUGUAAUGCAUUUUCGUAUCUGGCUUAACUUAUGACCACAAUGUGAUGGCCCAAGAUCACUGAAUACGACAAUUUUCUUUAUUUGUGAGGAAACUUUAAUUAACGUUCUGUUGAUCUAUACAUCUUGAGAUAUAUCGCCAUGUAAUGCAUUUUUGUAUCUGGCUUAACUUAUGACCACAAUGUGAUGGCCCAAGAGUCUUCAAUCAAUCUAUGUUUACCAAAUUGUCGAGGCCGGUCUGACGUAGGCUUCCACGGGUCCUUUCCUCCCCUCUGCUCUGCCACACCCCAACAGCUAUCCCUGCCUCUCACAUGUAAGGUACAGGUAACAUAUGAGAGGAAGGGAUAGAUGUUGGGACUGUAGGGCAAAGCAGAGGGGAGGAAUGGACCCGAGGGAGGCGCUAUCCAUCACUGAAUACGACAUCUUGAGUGUUAUGAAACGCAGGAGAAAUAUAUCUGUUCAGGAGAUUGUUUUCCAUUCAUUCCGCCUAGGAUUCGAACCCGAGAUCCUGUAACGGGAAGGUGGACUCUAGCGUUGAGCCAUCCCCGUGGUGGAGGGCGUUUUGGGUCGGUAUCAUAAGACAAUUUCGCUUCUCAUGUCAGCUAUUUCUAAAGGUCAAAGAGGGGGUCAAUCGGGUUCUAAUGAGUGUUUCUUUAGGUUCACGGUACAGGAGAAGGGUCAAACUACCACCAGGGUCAUAAAACUACUACUGGAGAUGCCCACAACUUCUACGAAAGCCUUGUCAAAUAGGUGUUUCUUAGGUUCGUGGUACAGAAGAAGGGUCACACUACCACCAGGGUCAUAAAACUACCCCUGGAAAUGCCCAUAACUCCUUCGAAAGCCUUGUCAAAUAGGUGUUUCUUAGGUUGAUGGUACAGAAGAAGGGUCAAACUACCACCAGGGUCAUAAAACUACCCCUGAAAAUGCCCACAACUCCUACGAAAGCCUUGUCAAAUAGGUGUUUCUUAGGUUCAUGGUACAGAAGAAGGGUCAAACUACCACCAGGGUCAUAAAACUACCCCUGGAAAUGCCCAUAACUCCUACGAAAGCCUUGUCAAAUAGGUGUUUCUUAGGUUCAUGGUACAGAAGAAGGGUCAAACUACCACCAGGGUCAUAAAACUACCCCUGGAAAUGCCCACAACUCCUACGAAAGCCUUGUCUAGGAGUCUUCAUCAGCGUCUGGGGCAUCACAUCAAGGGUCAGUUUUACAGUCCAAUCCAACAAGUUUGUAAGCUCUCUAACGAUGAGAAGUCCUUGUAGCUCCAGUGUUUAGCUUUGAUAUAAAUAAAACGAGGGAAUAUUCGGAAACUACACAGGAAAUCUCUUUAUCAGUGUGUGGUAUUAAGUAGAAAUAACUCAUCUUUGUCGUGAAUGCUUCGUUCGGACCCUCACGAUGACUAAUGGGCGCUUACACAGUCGUUUUGUCUGUUUCGAUAAUUACCAAUGGCUGUUAUCGCUGCUGUAGUAUUCCCACGUCAAACUGUCCGAUGGGGUAGUGGCGGCUGCGGGGUUAGCCAGGCCCCGCACCUUGCCACACACUCUCAACACCUCUCGCCCCCUCUGCAGCCGCCACUACCCCAUAGGCCAGCUUCACGUGGGAAACUAUAGCGUUGACCCCCGCUAUUGUUAACGAUCAAAACGGAUUGUGAAAGCGGGCCUAUGCAUUAGACUGUCCAAUUGGCCACAAGACAGACAGGCCGUGAUUGACCUUGUGGAAACUCUCUUCUUUGGCCUUCCAGCGUUGUGAUCUUCGUGGUCCCAACAAGGUUUUCAAAUCGUUUCAGCAUCUCGAGCUUGAGUGUGUCUGGGGCAUGCUCUCAUCUGCCGACUAAUAUAUAUAAGUAUAUCUAAGGAGCUAUACGUUCGAUUACAUGUUAUGAUCAAAUAAUGGUAAUGUUAUAUACAGCCAUCUCGCAUCCUUUCCCCCUGCCUCCAUUAUCAUCUCAGCCCAGCUUCCUUCUUCCCACGUGUGCUGCCCAUCUCCUAUCCCUCGCCAUCAUCUAGUUUGCACAUAUUCCUGUGAACGCAUGAAAAUAAAUGCAAUCUUCUA